Messenger RNA from Cutaneotrichosporon cavernicola, 1404 nucleotides. RefSeq lists its product as uncharacterized. Gene Ontology annotation, biological process: mitochondrial tRNA methylation; tRNA N1-guanine methylation. The record is from RefSeq and is a predicted model, not a curated record. Bases 1 to 1404 code for a protein of 467 amino acids. The transcript is spliced from 3 exons. NCBI's taxonomy places the organism in Eukaryota, Fungi, Basidiomycota, Tremellomycetes, Trichosporonales, Trichosporonaceae. Gene Ontology annotation, molecular function: tRNA (guanine(37)-N1)-methyltransferase activity. Gene Ontology annotation, cellular component: cytoplasm; mitochondrial matrix.
AUGUCGCAACCCGCCCCUUCCCCGUCCUUGCGCGACCUCCGGCCCCCGCAGCACCAAGGAAUGAGGAACCUCGACAAGUCCAAGUUCGGGCUCUCGGUCCCAGUCGUUACGGCACGCAUACCUGCCGGCUCGGUUGGAGCCGUUCUGAAACACCCAAUGUUGAGGGGACAGCUGGUGGACAUCGCCAAGGUCAAGAGCGUGCUGGUCAACCCUGAUGAGCCUGAGGCCCGGCGCGUCCUCCUCCGCGUCUCCGACCCAACUCAAUUGCCCAAGCAGACGAAAGAGUACCUCGAGGGUAUUGGAGCCCAAUUUGGCAGCUACAACAUCGACCUGGAUUACGAUUACUGGAGCGUACACGACGUGCUUACGUCUAUUCUGCCCAACUUGGAUGGCGAGGACCCGCCUUCCUCUUUCACGCAGACAGGACAUCUUGCACACGUUAACCUGCGUGACGAAUGGUUGCCGUACAAGCAUAUCAUUGGGCAGGUGAUAGUCGACAAGGUGUCGAGUGUCACCACCGUCGUCAACAAGCUCAACAGCAUCCACGCGCAGUUCCGAUACUUUGACAUGGAGGUGAUCGCGGGCAAGGAUGACUUUGUGGUAUCUACGCACGAGUCCGGUUGCUCCUUCACCUUCGACUUCUCCAAGGUGUACUGGAACUCGCGCCUGCACACCGAGCACGAACGCCUCCUCUCCCACUUUACGCCCGGCCAAGUCGUGGCGGACGCGAUGGCGGGCGUUGGGCCCUUUGCGGUGCCAGCAGCCAAGAAGGGCGCGUACGUGUUGGCAAACGACCUUAACCCCGAGAGCGUCAAGUGGAUGCGUGAGAACCAGGCGCGGAACAAGGUCGAGCCCAGACUGCGGAUAACAGAGGAUGACGCGCGCGCUUUCAUCCGCCGCGCUCCCCUGGAAGCAUGGACCAAGCCGUUCACGCGGAGCGAAGCGGUGAGAAACCGCGCGUGGGAGAAAGCGCAGCGGGCUGCCAGAGUGCAGGCCAAGAAGGAGAAGGAGGAGCGGGAGUCCGCUGGGUUGCCGGAACUGGUCAAGGAGGAAGAAAAGGAGGAGCCAGCAGCCCCCCAGACGAUCGACCACUACGUCAUGAACCUCCCCGACUCGGCGCUCGAGUUCCUCGAUGCGUACAUGGGCUCAUUCACCCCCCUCCUCUCCCAGCCAGGCUACGACAGGACCACGCCGCUCCCCCUCAUCCACGUACACUGCUUCACGCGCGAACUCGAGCCCGAGACCGCCAGCGCCGAUAUCUGCGAGCGCGCAACCGGAUACCUUGGCCACUCGGUGUCGCCAGACAUGGAUGACUUCCACCUUCAUGCCGUGCGCCGCGUCGCGCCAAACAAGGACAUGUACUGCCUCACUUUCCGACUACCCGAGGCGGUCGCGUACGCGUGA